Messenger RNA from Adineta ricciae, 1434 nucleotides. NCBI's taxonomy places the organism in Eukaryota, Metazoa, Rotifera, Eurotatoria, Adinetida, Adinetidae. The record is from the annotation of a GenBank genome assembly.
AUGAGUAGUAGCACAGCCGCAGCCGCCGCAGCAGCACCACGCAGACAACAAGUCGAUAAUCGAACAGACGCCAACAAUUUUAAAGUAGUGACAGUAGUCGCAACACGAGGUCGAGGUGCCGAAAUCUCCGAAGAAAUCUCUUAUACCGACACAAAAGUGAUCGGAAAUGGUUCAUUCGGUGUAGUUUAUCAAGCUAAGAUUGUCCAUUCAAAUGAACAAGUAGCGAUAAAAAAGGUUUUACAAGACAAACGAUUUAAAAAUCGCGAACUUCAGAUUAUGCGACGACUCGAUCAUCAAAAUAUCGUUCAAUUAAAAUAUUUCUUUUUUUCAUCUGGUGACAAACUUAAAGAAGAAGUAUAUUUAAAUCUCGUGCUGGAAUUCAUCCCGGAAACGGUCUAUCGUGUAGCACGACAUUAUACAAAGCAAAAGCAAACCAUUCCUCUACUUUAUGUCAAAUUGUAUAUGUAUCAAUUAUUUCGUGCAUUGGCUUAUAUACAUUCUUUUGGAAUCUGUCAUCGCGACAUUAAACCGCAAAAUUUGUUACUAGAUCCGGAAACAUCGGUAUUGAAAUUAUGUGAUUUUGGAAGUGCAAAACAAUUGAUAAAAGGUGAACCGAAUGUCUCAUAUAUUUGUUCGCGUUAUUAUCGCGCACCGGAAUUGAUCUUUGGUGCCAUUGAUUAUACGUGUUAUAUUGAUGUUUGGUCAUCGGGAUGUGUUUUUGCGGAACUUCUUCUUGGUCAACCCAUCUUUCCCGGCGAGAGUGGUGUUGAUCAAUUAGUAGAAAUUAUUAAAGUAUUAGGCACACCAACUCGUGAACAAAUUCGACAGAUGAAUCCUAAUUAUCAAGAAUUUCGUUUCCCACAAAUAAAAGCGCAUCCAUGGCAUAAGGUUUUUCGUAAUCGUACACCACCGAUGGCAAUUGAUCUCGUAUGUCGCUUGUUGGAUUAUACACCAGCCACUCGUUUGACACCACUCGAAGCUUGUGCUCACGCAUUCUUUGAUGAACUACGUGAUCCAGACACACGAUUAACUAAUGGAUCUCUUCCACUACUUUUCAAUUUCAGUCAACAGGAACUAAGUAUCAAUCCUUCGCUCAAUCCACGUUUAAUUCCUGCACAUAUGCAAGGUCAGCAAGGAUUAGCAACUGCUAGCGGAACAUCAUCGAAUUCAACAGCAAUUGCCACAACUACGCCAAGCGGUAGUGGAAACGGAAGUGCGACAAGGGCUUCGGUGACAACACCGAGUAGCAGCAAUGAUAAACCUCUAACGCCAAGUAAUCGUUCAAAUAAUAGUCCACCAUCUUCGACGGUAGCAGCAGGAGCAUCCAGUGCAGCAACAACUAGUGUCAAUGGACCUAACGAGAGCGAUACAAUGAAUAGCCUCGAUGAGCAGCCGGCAACUGGCGGUGAUUCAAAUACGAAAGAUCAUUCUUAA